UUUCGUCUCUCCGGCACGCAACACAACACACCUCGGCACUCGACACCAAACGAUACAUGCGCCGUACGCAGUAACGACGGGGCGUGAUGGCCAUGAGCACCACAAGGAAGCGAGGAGCCUUUUAUGUUUUCGAGAAGCCGCUCGUUUCCCGGCUCCCUUUCGAGGCCGAAGUGGACGCGGGCGGCCUUGCGAGAAAGAGAGUAAGGAUCGCGGCAACAACAACAACCGAAACAACAAGGCCACCAUCACCCCCAGCCCACGAAGACCUGGAUGUCAACACGAGCGAGAAUGUCGAGACACAGCACUGGUGGACGAGAGAGGCGCUGCAAGAACGGCAUCGCGGAGAGGAGGCCGAUAGCUGCUCUUCAAGUAGUGCCAUCGCUCCUGUAGGUGCGGAUGUUGGGCGGGGCUGUUGGUUAGGCGGCAGAUGGGGCGCGAGAGAAGGAAGCGGCAGGGAUACAAGAGGAGGAACGAGGCCGUCUAUGGAGAGGGUUGAACCCGAGUGCCCGGACAAGCAGGCCGUAUCUACCGCGGCAACUGGGGGCGCAGGGCCUGGGCGAACGCUGGUCCAGCUCAAAAUCGACGCCAUGUUUGCAGUACCCGGACUGCCGUGCACGCCUCCAUCAGAGUGUUCUGGUCGAAUCGCCAAUGCAGAACUCUGCGAUGGGGAGUGUGCCCGAACUACAUGCAGAGGAGAUGGUGCAAUGGAUGUUGACGUGGGUGUAGGAGCGGAACCUGGGGAAGAGGGUGGGCCUGCCUGCUACGCUUGCAGAGGCGCGCUAGGAACGGCGGGCGGGGACAUUUUGUGUUCGUUUUGUGAUCGUGCUGCGUGCCAAGCAUGCUGGCAGAGGUGCUCCGCUUGCGGAGUUCCCCACUGUAGUCUGUGCUUAGCGGCAGAUUACAACUCGCAGUUUGAGUGCUACUUCUGCCCGUCAUGCUAUCAGGAUAAAAGACUCGAAUGUUGCUAGGAAAAUGUUUGAUAGGACAGGCGUGAGUGCAACGUCUCGAAGAAGGGUCGGCGGGAGGGCAAGCGUAUGCAUGUCUGCUGGGGGAUGACGUAUGCCCAUCACCCCACAUGCAGCACACGAAGCUUGAAGCGUUUCCGAGCGUGGUUGGGGCUGGUUCAUGUGUCAAACGGGCUGUUGGCUUUGCCAAUCGUUUUUUUUGCCUUUUCCCAAGAACAUGUGUGGUUUUCGAAGCGGGCGUGUUGCUUCAGGUGUUUGGUGGUCGUUCGUGAGGGUAGAAUGUGCAAAAAUCGUUGGCAGCAACCAUAGACUAGUCUAGAGGUUGAGAACAUGUCGUAGAACAGCCAAGCGUUAGCCAACCGUUUUGACGCGUUCCUACCCUGUAAGCUGGUUGUUGCCGAGGACAGGCGACUGCAGCUUGCUCAGGCCUCCUAGCUCCUUGGGGACACAGUCUACGUAAAUAGCAACGCAAUAGUGAGAUAUGGUUGUCUUGUGUACGGAGACUGCAGGUUUCGAGAACAUGUACACGGGUUACUCACCUAAGCGUGGGUGACUAGCCCGUUUACAUGUCCUGGAAAUCUGCCAAUCUCCGUCACAUCAAUAUUACCAUGUCUUUUUCCUGCUUUGCUGUUUUCGAAGGCCGCAUGUCCAAGGCGCUAGUAGCUCUGAGCAUGCUGCGCGCGCUUUCUUUCAACACCAAUCAUUUUUCAGGUUCGGAAAUUGUCCAAAGGGUUUUACUGUUGUGAUGUUUUAUUAGCACACCUAGGUUGCCUCCACAGGCUGUAAAGAUUGCAUGCUUGAGAUUGAAGUCAGAAAAAACAACAGAGUGAUGAUCCUCACAGCAUGAGUGAGUGCUCUUCAGUUGUACUACGGUAUCGGAGGGUAUCGAGAUGAGUACUGUAGGUUGAGGUUCCUCCUGGUGGUGUACUGCGGAUAGAAACGACUCUGUGAGCAUGCUGAAUCAUUCUGUCGUCAAUAACAAUGCGUUCGGUUCAUCGAGAGUUGCUUUCCAUGAGAACCACUGCGGAAACACCACUGGUUGUGC
Messenger RNA from Ectocarpus sp. CCAP 1310/34, 2010 nucleotides. Lineage: Eukaryota; Phaeophyceae; Ectocarpales; Ectocarpaceae. The record is from the annotation of a GenBank genome assembly.